AUGACAGAGUCCACUGAGCCCGGUCCAGUACCGGCGCCCGAACCCUGGCCCGCCGCGCUCAACAGGCCGCGGAUCCCCCUCCUCAGCUUCAACCCGCUCUGCCUCUCCCAGUGGCACCAGGACGCGGCCGCCCACACAGGCCACCCCAUGGUCAUCGCCUUCUGCGGGGUAGAAUUUCUCGCAUCGCCGAUAUCCUUCCAGGCCUAUGUCACCUAUGACACGUCCCACCUCAGCCGCGAGGAACGCGCCAACCUAGCCAAGGAGCUGUUCGACGAGGUCGCCCCCGCGCAUACCAGGCAUCCAGUCCGCCUCGAAGUCACUUUUCUGGGGCCUGUGGGUAGUAGUAGCAGCAGUAGUGCGGAUGGUGUAGAGCCAAGUGCCACCGUGAACGGCUGGCAGCAACAGGAGGACCUGGUGCACCGGCGGGAAUACAUUUCGGCGUGCAUUGACCACUAUCGCUCCGUGCGGACCUUUCAAACGAAUUACCAAAACUGGUCCUCGAGGAUGGUCCGGUCGUACAGGUCCGAGGGUAUGGACGGCUACGCUGGAUUCUUGAUCACCGUGCCCGUACCGGACUGGAAGGAGAAGGGUGCGUUGGGGUUGCUGUAUUUCGACUACCAGAGGACUAAGAAGAGGAAGCGGGGCAUAGACGAGAGGGAAAAGACGCAUGCGGACGGGGCGCCAGAUCCCAGGUACUUGUGGCCGACGGCGAAGUACGCAAACAUGAUGAAGGAGGAGCCGGAGGUUUUCAUAAAGAAAAGGUUGGAGGAGCUGCGUGAUAAAAUCCCCGGGGUUGUGUGGAAGAGAAAAAAGGAGACCAAGGAAGAAGAAGACAUGGAUGACUGGUUGUGGAUGUAUCACCAGAUCGAGGGCAAGUGGUUCACCGAACGUUGGAGAGAGGUCUACCCCACCUUGGGGAAGACGAAGAAAAAUCGCAAGAGUCGCCAAACGUCGCAAAGCGUCCCAUUGAGCGAUCAAGCGCCAUCGGAACACCCUGAAACUGCACAGUCAAGCGCAUGA
Diplodia corticola is the source of this 1020-nucleotide messenger RNA. RefSeq lists its product as uncharacterized. The record is from RefSeq and is a predicted model, not a curated record. Lineage: Eukaryota; Fungi; Ascomycota; Dothideomycetes; Botryosphaeriales; Botryosphaeriaceae. The transcript has a single exon. Bases 1 to 1020 code for a protein of 339 amino acids.